GCUGGGGGUGCGGAUGCCUGUCCCGCUGGCUGCCUGUGCCGCAGGCUGCCCAGUCCCUGGGAGGCGCUUCUGCGGAUGGCCCGAUUGCGGCAGGCGGGCCGCAGAGUGGCCUCGGGUCUCAUAUCAAGAAAGAGUGAAAAAGAAAAGUAGUUAGAGAAAGAACACAAGAAGAAAGAUGAGGACCACCAGUGGCUUUUCCAGGGCCACAUUUGCAAGAAUGCUCUUCUCACAGGAACGUGGGUUCCCCUCGGAUGUUGGGCCCUAACCCAGUAUGGAUUCCUCAUGCCCACCAAUCUUGGUAGACAUCUCUUGGCUGGAGAUGGUUGUUCUGAUAAUGUCUGGGAAAGAUGCAUUUCCUUGAAGCAACUGGACUAUCAGGGACUUCUCCGAGCCAACACAGACACUUACAGGCAAACAGCAAGGUGCCGAUACUGGUCUGCUGAUUUCAAUUUAGGAAGAUGAGCGACUGUCCAGGCUCUGACCGCAGCACCAUGAUUGCCUGCACUGACUAAAGCCAUCCCCAGGACCUGGGCGGGCUCAUGGGAUGAGGGACUUGCAUUCACAGAGAGCCGAGAUGACCAUGACUGCCAACAAGAAUGCCAGCAUCACCCACGGAGCCGGAGGCACUAAGAACCCCCGGGAGACCCUGGGCCGGUCUCAAUCGGUUUCUCCACCUCCAGUGCUCUCUCCACCAAGAAGCCCUGCCUACCCACUCAGCCACAGUGAAAAUUCAGCCAGCAGCUCCCCUCCUGGCCCUGGCUCCCAACUCCUCCUCAAGGACUGGAGCCCCCAGGCCGCCUCUCCGGACAGCUCCUCUGAGCUGUGCCUGGACAGCCAACCCCCUAGUCACCACGUCAAGGCCGCCAGCAUCGGCCGCUUGGACAACAGACUCUCGGUGUGCGAAGGAGAAGACCAGAAGGAGAACCUCCAGGGGGAGGCCCAGAAUGGGGAGGAGGUAGCCGGCCGGCCCCUCGCCCAGAGCACGCCAUCCCUGGGUCCGUCGGCCUGCCUGCGGAGCAUCCCGCGGGGCCGCCCUGGCACUCGCAGCCUGGGUAUCCGGGAGAAGAUCUCAGCAUGGGAAGGCCGCCGAGAGGCCUCGCCCAGGAUGAAUGUUUUUGGGGAGAAGAGGGAGGGCCCCAGGAGCGACCGGGCAGCCAGUGAGGGCUGCCCCAGCGUGCUGCCCUCCCCCUGCAGCUCAGACAAGACCUUUGAUUUCAAGGGCCUCCGGAGGAUGAGCCGGACCUUCUCAGAGUGCUCCUACCCUGAGACGGAGGAGGAAGGGGAGUCGCUACCUGAGCGGGACCCCUGCCACCGGCUGGAGAAGCGGCCCAGCCGCAGCGACACCAGCGCCUUCCUCAGGGGCCAGGGCCGCAAGGAGAGCUCAGCCGUGCUGAGUCGAAUCCAGAAGAUCGAGCAGGCCCUGAAGGAGCAGCCUGGACGGGGGCUCCCCCAGCUCCCCAGCAGCUGCUACAGCGUGGAUCGAGGGAGGAGGAAGACCACCGCCCUGGGCACCCUUAGCACCUUGGAGGAGUCGGCGGGGAUCCCCGGGGGUGGUGGCCGUGGAGUGGGUGCUGUUGGGAUUGGGGGUGAGGCAGGCCCACCCCCAGAGAGUGAGGGAGGUGGCCUCUGUAAACUGGAGCCACCCCAAAGCAGUCCCACCCCCAAGGUGCUCCCUGAGAGCCCCCCAGACCUGGACGUGAACCCCGUCCCUAAGCCCAAACGCACCUUUGAGUAUGAGGCUGACAAAACCCCCAAGAAUAAGCCGAGCAAUGGUCUACCUCCUUCACCCACACCUGCUGCUCCCCCACCUCUGCCCUCCACCCCGGCCCCCCCAGUCACCAGGAGACUCAAGAAAGACUCCCGCUUUCACCGCAAGUCCCAGAGCAGAAAAUCCUUUGAGUUUGAGGACGCAUCCAGUCUCCAGUCCCUGUACCCCUCCUCCCCCACCGAGAACGGUACUGAGAACCAGCACAAGUUUGGAUCCAAGAGCACUUUAGAGGAGAAUGCCUAUGAGGACAUUGUGGGAGAUCUGCCCAAGGAGAAUCCAUAUGAGGGGGACUUAAAGGGCCGGCGGGCAGGACGACAAAUCCAGCAACUGUCUGAGAACUCCCUAGACUCUUUGCACAGGAUGUGGACUCCCAGGACACGGAAGUACCACUCUCCUCCGCCACAGCUCUCCCUGAAAUCGGGCAGUCAGUCUUUGCGCAUCGGGAACUGGUCCGAGAGGAAGGGCCACCGGUUGCCGCGGUUACCCAAGAGGCACAGCCACGAUGACAUGCUGCUGUUGGCCCAGCUGAGCUUGCCUUCCUCACCCUCCAGCCUCAAUGAAGACAGUCUCAGUACCACGAGCGAACUCCUCUCAAGCCGCCGUGCCCGCCGCAUCCCUAAGCCGAGUGGCAAAGGGCCUCGCCUCCCCGAGGUGUACUGCGUCAUCAGCCGCCUUGGCUGCUUUGGCUUGUUUUCCAAGAUCCUUGAUGAGGUGGAGCGCCGUCGAGGGAUCUCGGCCGCCCUGGUGUACCCCUUCAUGAGAAGUCUCAUGGAGUCACCCUUCCCCGCUCCAGGAAAAACCAUCAAAGUGAAGACCUUCUUGCCUGGUUCAGGAAACGAGGUGCUGGAGCUGCGACGGCCUAUGGACUCGCGCCUGGAGCAUGUAGACUUUGAGUGUCUGUUCACCUGCCUCAGCGUGCGCCAGCUCAUCCGUAUCUUUGCCUCUCUGUUGUUGGAGCGGCGUGUUAUCUUUGUUGCAGACAAGCUCAGCACCCUGUCCAGCUGUUCCCAUGCAGUGGUGGCCCUGCUGUACCCCUUCUCCUGGCAGCACACCUUCAUCCCUGUGCUACCAGCCUCCAUGAUCGACAUUGUCUGUUGUCCCACCCCUUUUCUGGUCGGUCUGCUCUCCAGUUCCCUCCCCAAACUGAAGGAGCUGCCUGUGGAGGAGGCCCUGAUGGUGAAUCUGGGAUCUGAUCGAUUCAUUCGACAGAUGGAUGAUGAGGACACCCUGCUGCCUAGGAAGCUACAGGCGGCUCUGGAGCAGGCUCUGGAGAGAAAGAAUGAAUUGAUCUCCCAGGACUCUGAUAGCGACUCCGAGGAUGAGUGUAAUACCCUUAAUGGGCUGGUAUCUGAGGUGUUUAUUCGUUUUUUUGUGGAGACCGUGGGGCACUACUCUCUGUUCCUAACUCAGAAUGAGAAGGGGGAAAGAACCUUCCAGAGGGAGGCCUUCCGAAAAUCUGUGGCCUCUAAGAGCAUCCGUCGCUUCCUGGAGGUUUUCAUGGAGUCUCAGAUGUUUGCCGGCUUCAUCCAGGACAGAGAGCUAAGAAAGUGUCGGGCCAAGGGCCUGUUUGAGCAGCGAGUGGAGCAGUAUUUAGAAGAACUCCCCGACACAGAACAGAGUGGGAUGAAUAAAUUUCUUCGAGGGCUGGGCAAUAAAAUGAAGUUUCUUCACAAGAAGAAUUAACGCCCCCCCCCCUCACCACCAGGAGACUAUUUAUCAGAUUGAGCAGAGAGCCCAGUGCCCACAGAGCCAGGCGCAGCAAAGAUGGGGUCUCUCUCCCCCGCUGCUGGCACGGAGUUCCUGCUUCCUACCCCCGCUGACCACAGCUGCCAAGCCCCAUCCAUGCCCAGGAUGUCCCAGGAUGUGCCAGAAUGCGUGUUUGUAAAUAAUCCGCUGCAAGCUUCCGGAACUGGUUUUGUAACGAGCAAGGAGAAGGGUGUUAAAUAUUUGUAUAUUCCCGGGAGGACCAUGCCAUAGCAUGGAUCCGGUUUUGCUUGGUGCCAAUGAUUGGCCAUUUGUGUGCAACUGACUGUCUCAGCCGAACCACUGACCUUUCCCUCAGAGGAGUCUGUCGCUUGGCCCAGACCUGUGGCAGAGGGACUUGGUUGCCCGAGGCCCCUGCUCCGGAUCUUAGGCCUCAGAGGGCAGGGAAGCCAUGGCGUUGGUGCAAGAGGACUGGUUUUUAUCUUACAGAGUUUCUAUUUUUCUCUAGUUUUCUUUCUAUCUCAUUUGGAAACACCAAGGCCAGCCAGGCCACAUUCGCAGCAAGGUACUUGGUUCCUAGACACUCACACCCAUGUCCCCGGGCCUCCCUCCAUUCCAAAUGAUGACCAGUGAGCUGUUGGGAGCCCCUGCCUCUCCACAUCAUGACUGCUGGACACCAACUGGCCCCUGUUUGCCCUUUCUUCCAACCAGCAGCGGUGGCCAUUUGGUACAGUGUGUCUGUUCUCCACAGUGUACGGGUGUUCCCAAUAAAUGGUGUACAGUUGUCUGGG
Dromiciops gliroides (monito del monte) is the source of this 4263-nucleotide messenger RNA. RefSeq names its product DENN domain containing 2B (gene DENND2B). Gene Ontology annotation, biological process: positive regulation of ERK1 and ERK2 cascade. The record is from RefSeq and is a predicted model, not a curated record. NCBI's taxonomy places the organism in Eukaryota, Metazoa, Chordata, Mammalia, Microbiotheria, Microbiotheriidae.